AUGGUUCUAGGAAGGAACAACACGAUUGUGACAAAAUUCAUCCUCCUGGGAUUUUCAGACCAUCCUCAAAUGAAGCUUUUCCUUUUUCUGUUAUUUUUGGGGAUUUAUCUCCUGACCCUAGCCUGGAACCUGAGCCUCAUUGCCCUCAUCAGGACAGACUCCCACCUGCACACGCCCAUGUACUUCUUCCUCAGUAACCUAUCCUUCCUAGAUAUCUGCUAUGUGUCUUCCACAACUCCCAAGAUGCUCUCUGACAUUAUCACAGGGAAGAAAACCAUUUCCUUUGUUGGCUGUGCCACCCAGUACUUUAUGUUUUGUGGGAUGGGGCUGACUGAAUGCUUUCUUUUGGCAGCCAUGGCAUAUGACCGCUAUGCUGCAAUCUGCAACCCGUUGCUCUACUCAGCCCUAAUUUCCCAUACACUUUGUUUAAAGAUGGUGGCUGGGGCCUACGUGGGUGGAUUCCUCAGUUCUCUGAUUGAAACAUACUCUGUUUACCAGCAUGAUUUCUGUGGGCCCAACACGAUUGACCACUUCUUCUGUGACCUUCCUCCAGUUCUGGUUCUGUCAUGCUCUGAUACCUCUACCAGUCAGGUGGUGAACUUCGUUGUGGGUAUUGUUGUUGGAAUGGUGUCUGUCCUUGUGAUCCUCAUCUCUUAUGGUUACAUUGUUGCUGCUGUCCUGAAGAUCAACUCAGCUAAAGGUAGGACUAAAGCCUUCAGCACCUGUGCCUCUCACCUGACUGCUGUGACCCUUUUCUAUGGUUCUGGUCUCUUCAUGUACAUGCGACCCAGUUCUAGCUACUCCCUAAACCGGGACAAGUUGGUGUCCAUAUUCUAUGCUCUGCUAAUCCCUAUGGUGAAUCCUAUCAUCUACAGUUUUAGGAAUAAGGAGAUUAAAAAUGCCAUAAGAAAGUUGUGCAGAAGGAACAUGUGCUUUCUCAUGCGCCUUUGUUUUUCCAACUGUAAGCUAAUGAUUAUAAAGAGGCUGUGA
Lontra canadensis (Northern American river otter) is the source of this 990-nucleotide messenger RNA. RefSeq names its product olfactory receptor 5A2. Lineage: Eukaryota; Metazoa; Chordata; Mammalia; Carnivora; Mustelidae. Gene Ontology annotation, cellular component: membrane. Gene Ontology annotation, biological process: sensory perception of smell; G protein-coupled receptor signaling pathway. Gene Ontology annotation, molecular function: olfactory receptor activity; odorant binding; G protein-coupled receptor activity. The record is from RefSeq and is a predicted model, not a curated record. The coding region runs from base 1 to 990 and encodes 329 amino acids. The transcript has a single exon.